AUGUUCUCUCAGAAGGUUGCCCAACAGUCGCUGCGACGGCUUGCCGUCCAGCAGCCGCUCGCUAUGCGGUCGUCCAUUCUGGGCGCUUCCCCUGUCGCCGUUGCUCUCGGCAAGAACAUCCAGACGAGACAAGUGACUUCCAGCCCCAACACUGAGGACCCCAACCAGAUCCUCGUCAAGCAGCGUCUCGCCCGUCCCAUCGCUCCCCAUCUCAGCAUCUACAGGCCCCAGAUCGGCUGGAUCGGCUCUUCCCUCCACCGUAUCUCCGGCGUCGCUCUCUCCGGCGCCCUGUACGUCUGGGCCACCGCCUACCUUGCCUCCCCCGUUCUCGGUCUGCACGUCGAGUCGGCCUCCAUGGUCGCUGCCAUGGCUGCUCUCCCCGUUGCGGCUAAGAUCCUCCUCAAGACCACCCUGGCUCUUCCCUUCACCUACCACUCGUUCAACGGUCUCCGCCACUUGAUGUGGGAUCUUGGCCGUGGUCUGUCCAACCCUGUUAUUAUCAAGACCGGCUGGACUGUGAUUGGCCUCAGCGUUGCCAGUGCUGUUGGUCUUGCUUUGCUUUAA
Messenger RNA from Penicillium bovifimosum, 564 nucleotides. RefSeq lists its product as uncharacterized. The coding region runs from base 1 to 564 and encodes 187 amino acids. The transcript is spliced from 3 exons. Gene Ontology annotation, molecular function: succinate dehydrogenase activity; electron transfer activity. Lineage: Eukaryota; Fungi; Ascomycota; Eurotiomycetes; Eurotiales; Aspergillaceae. Gene Ontology annotation, cellular component: membrane. The record is from RefSeq and is a predicted model, not a curated record. Gene Ontology annotation, biological process: tricarboxylic acid cycle; mitochondrial electron transport, succinate to ubiquinone.